CACCGGGCGACGUUCGCGUGGCGGGCUUUUUCGGUCCUCUCGCUCUUGCCGGGCGUUGCCAGAGCGGCUUUUAGGAGUCCGGCGGCCGCGUCAUGGCUUGGAGGUUCAUGAGCAAUUUUGAAUGGGAAUUGGAUCCUGAUAUAUAUGGAGAUCGGCAUUACAAUGCUUUUACUCGAGAAUUUUAUCCCAGCCUAGAAGACCUUAUGGGAUCAGAUGCUACUAUGGUGACUGAAGAAGAUACGGAUUCAGCUAUCUUAUUUGGAACUCUGAGAGGCAAUGUGGUUGGAUUGCGGCAUUAUACAGGAGUGGUCAAUAAUAAUGAAAUGGUUGCACUCCAGAGAGAGCCUAACAACGCAUAUGACAAGAAUGCUGUAAAAGUAAAUAAUGCGAAUGGAGACCAGGUAGGCCACAUCAAAAAAGAGCUGGCAGCAUCAUUGGCAUACAUCAUGGACAACAAGUUGGCAGUGGUGGAAGGGGUUGUUCCUUCUGGAGCAAAGAAUACUUUCACUAUGCCAGUACAGUUGAGUUUUUGGGGGAAAGCAGAAAAUAAGCAAGCGGUUAUUGAUCGACUAAAAAUGCAGGGCUUUAAAUUAGCUCCUCCAGGAAAAAUUUCAGAAUUUAGCGUUGGGACUAGCAAGAAAUAUGGCAAAGCUGGAACAAGUUACAGUGCUCCGGUUCAUGCUGCUGUACAAAUGACAACUGAACAGCUCAAGACUGAAUUUGACAAACUCUUUGAAGAUCUGAAGGAAGAUGAUAAAACACGUGAAGUAGAAGCAGCAAAGGCUGUUGUAACUCCAUUACUUCCACAUCAGAAGCAAGCUUUGGCUUGGAUGAUUUCACGUGAGAACAACAAGGAGUUGCCUCCAUUUUGGGAAGAGAGGGAAAACUACUUCUACAAUACAAUUACCAACUUUGCUGAAAAAACGCGGCCAGAAAAUGUUCUUGGAGGAAUAUUGGCAGAUGACAUGGGCUUGGGUAAAACACUUACUACGAUAGCUGUGAUACUUAGCAACUUCCAUGAUGGCAAACCUCUUCCUGUUAGAAAGAAAAGUGAUCAACUGAAGAUAUUUCCUAUUAAGAAAUGUGUUCCUGCUGUGAAAAAAGACCAAGAAGCACCCAGAAUUGGCCUGCAGCUGAAUGCUUCUGAUACAAAGGAGAGUGAGUCUCUUCCAUCUCAGUCAUCCAGAACCCAUCCAAAGAGAGCUAUGGGCAAAAAGCCAAAGUAUACAGUAAGCAGUGACUCAGAGCCUGAAGAGCAGAACACAGAAAUAAUGGAAACCAAAGUGCAAAAAACGCAUCCAGCAACAAGAAAGAGAAGAAAAGCUUCUUGUGAUAUUCAAGAGGAUAAAGCAUUUGCUUCUGCUCUUGAGGAACCAGCCAUUUCUUCAAAAAAGACAAAGAAAAAAGGUGGUGUUACUAUUCAGCAUAAGAAAAAUGAAGGUGAAGAGACAUUGGGGACAACACUGAUCAUUUGUCCACUUUCUGUCCUAAGUAACUGGAUUGAUCAGUUUGAACAACACGUGGAUCCGGGUGUUCACUUGAACAUUUACGUUUACUAUGGCUCGGAGCGCAGCAAAGAUCCAGCAGUACUUUCAAGACAGGAUGUUGUAUUAACAACUUACAACAUUUUAGCUAGUGACUAUGGAGCCAGAGGUAAUAGCCCUUUACACAAAUUAAAAUGGCUGAGAGUGGUGUUGGAUGAAGGACACACAAUACGAAAUCCAAAUGCUCAACAGACAAAAGCUGUACUGGACCUAGAUGCACAAAGAAGAUGGAUUUUGACAGGCACACCUAUUCAGAAUUCCUUAAAGGAUUUGUGGUCUCUUCUUUCCUUUCUAAAGCUGAAGCCUUUUACAGAUAGAGACUGGUGGCACAGAACAAUCCAGCGUCCUGUCACUAUGGGAGAUCAAGGAGGGCUUAAGCGUUUACAAUCCCUAAUUAACAGCAUUACACUUCGAAGAACUAAAACAAGCAAAGUUAAAGGGAAGCCAGUUUUGAAGCUCCCAGAACGCAAAGUAUUCAUUCAGCAUAUUACACUUACAGAUGAAGAGAGCCAAAUGUAUCAUUCUGUGAAAAACGAGAGCAUUGCUGCUGUUAAGAGGUAUUUCAGUGAUAGAAGUGUCCUGACCCACUAUGCAGAUGUUCUUGGUGUGUUGCUCAGGCUGAGACAGUUGUGUUGUCAUCCAUGGCUCUGUACAAGUGUGUCCUCAUCCAGUGAUACAGAAGCUAAUAGUACCCCUGAAGAAUUGCGUAAGAAAUUAAUAGAAAAAAUGAAGUUCGUGCUCAGCUCUGGAUCAGAUGAAGAAUGUGCCAUUUGCUUAGAGUCCCUGAACUUUCCUGUGAUAACACACUGUGCCCAUGUGUUCUGUAAACCAUGUAUCUGUGAAGUCAUCCAGAGAGAGAAGACAAACGCCAAAUGUCCUCUUUGCAGGAAAGAGGUUGGAUUAGAAAAUUUAGUAGAAUGUCCUUCAGAGGAACUGGAUAGUGAAAAAAAGCCUGGCCAAGAAUGGGUAUCUAGUUCAAAGGUCAAUGCAUUGAUGCAUGCCUUGAUAAAACUAAGGAAGCAAAAUCCUGCUGUUAAGAGUUUAAUAGUUUCUCAGUUCACAAAGUUCCUGUCUCUAAUAGAGAUUCCACUAAAGGAAUCUGGGUUUGCUUUUGCUCGUUUGGAUGGGUCUAUGACACGGAAACAAAGAGUACAGGCAAUUCAGCAGUUCCAAAGUAAUGCAGAAGGGUCCCCAACUAUAAUGCUGUUAUCUCUAAAAGCUGGUGGUGUUGGUUUGAAUCUCACAGCAGCUUCACAAGUAUUUUUAAUGGAUCCAGCUUGGAAUCCUGCUGCAGAGGACCAGUGCUUUGACAGAUGUCACAGACUUGGGCAGAAGCAGGAUGUUGUCAUCACCAAGUUCAUUGUGAAGAACUCAGUAGAGGAAAACAUGCUGAAAAUCCAGGAGAAGAAGAAAGAACUUGCGACUGGAGCCUUUGGAAACAAGAAAUCUUCUAGUGAAACAAAAAUUAACGAAAUCAAGACUUUGAUGGAUUUAUAAGUUGAGAUGUUAGGCUCAGCUAAAGACAGCCGACCUGAUGUUACUUGUUCAAUCAGUGUGUACAUAGCUUUAGAAUUACUCUGUUAAAUCAUCAUUGGCAUAAGAUGUGCCAUGUAACAAGCAGGCUGAUGCAGCUACCAUUAUUAUUAUUAUUAAUUUUAUUUUAUUUUAGGCUGCAUUCCUAAGGCACGGUGGCUCUCAAUUUUAGGACAGAUGAGAACUUUAAUUACUCUCAUUUUUCUUUCUAUCCCCUUCCUCCUGGCCACCAUUUCCCUGGGAAAUAAAAAAAAAAAGAUUUUUGUUAGCUCCUCAGGUGGAGUAUUUUUUUUUUUCUAGUGUUGGGGGACUGGGUAGGAGCAGGAUUCUUUGGAUCCAAGCCUCUCCUGCAUGUCCCAAAUCUCCCAAAAUCUUCCCCACUUGGCAUCAGAACUGACAUUGGUAGGGCCAUAGCCACAGAAGUUUCUGCAGCAGUGGUUGUGGGGGACCAACAUCAGAUCUCCUUUGCUGAAGUACAGGGGGAGAACCAAUGUAUCCUAUAUUGCCUGGGACUGCAGGCAUAGGAUUUAAGAUGGUAACUAUCCUGAACACCUGGGCUUCAAAACACAGUUAAAGCAGUUCUUUAUCACCAUGUUCUUUAAAUGUACUGGUGCCCUUUUAUCAAAUUUUCUUGAAUUGUGCUUAGUGUACAAAGGGCAGGUAUUACUAAUAACAAAGAAUACUGUUCUUUAGAGUUAAAUGAGUCACCUAGCAGUGUCAUAUUUUAUUUGUGUGUUGGGCAGAUUGACAAUGACAAACACCAACAUGCUUUUGCCUCUGCGGUGAAUGCCAGUUAGAUAACCUAGUUCAUGUACUCCUGUAACUGUCUACAUCAGUAGAAAAGGAUUGUAAAAUGAGGAUGUGUAUGACCAGAAUUAAGUUCCUUCUUUUUUUUUUGCUAGACUAUAUCCAAACAACUAUAUCCAAACAAUCUUAACUCCUAAAAGUAAAAUAUUUCAUUUUAAGUUAUAGCUUCACAAUUUUUAGUUAAUUGCACAUUCUUAAUUUUACAGUGAUAUGACUUAAAACGGUCUAUAGAUUGUUGUCCACUAUAUACUGAGUUUUCUACUAUCUUGUACAGCUAGAAUCCGGAUUUAGGAAAUCAUGUUUACUGAAAACAAGUAAACUUUUGUCUGAGUUGAUACGCUGCCUCCAUUCUCUUGCUGCAAAGUCAUUCAAGAAAUAGCAUCGCUUGAAAUAGUGAAACCUCAGUAAUUCGGAAGUUUUAUUUCUAGGUAAAUAAAAUUGUGGCUUAUGCAGACUCAUGCCUGUAAUCAUUAACAUUUUAUAAUGCUUUUUGUUUAUCUACACAGUAUGACCUGUGAAAACAGCAACUGAGGCAUAAGCUCCUGACAGAUCUUGUAAAAAUGCACAAGGAGAAUCUAAUAAACUUUAUAUCCGUGGGCUUCUCGCCCAUCGCUUAGCUUA
Molecule: messenger RNA, 4505 nt
Organism: Podarcis muralis (Common wall lizard)
Lineage: Eukaryota; Metazoa; Chordata; Lepidosauria; Squamata; Lacertidae
Gene: HLTF
Product: helicase like transcription factor
Biological process (GO): DNA repair
Cellular component (GO): nucleus
Molecular function (GO): hydrolase activity, acting on acid anhydrides, in phosphorus-containing anhydrides; zinc ion binding; ATP-dependent activity, acting on DNA
Source: RefSeq, a predicted model, not a curated record